This is a messenger RNA of Thyridium curvatum, 642 nucleotides long. RefSeq lists its product as uncharacterized. The transcript has a single exon. NCBI's taxonomy places the organism in Eukaryota, Fungi, Ascomycota, Sordariomycetes, Thyridiales, Thyridiaceae. The record is from RefSeq and is a predicted model, not a curated record. Bases 1 to 642 code for a protein of 213 amino acids.
AUGGAGUGGUCGCGAGGCGAUUCAAAGGCGCAAUUUCUCUGGAUAGAGGGGCCCGGAACCGAUGUCACGGACUCUGAGAGGUCUAUAUCAAUGGUAGCAGCAAGGUUAGUUGCUUCAGCUUCGCUCGCCGAGGUCCCGGUCAUAUCGUAUUUCUGCGAACUCCUCAGAAGCGUGCAACUCCAGUACUACCCAGCGAGUUUCCCAGAGGAGCAAGCCGCUGUGGCUUUAGCAUCUGCCCUGAUACGACAAACAGUCGAGGUACUCCUCCCCAAGUUUGAUACCAAUUUCGAUCUGAGUAGACCGCGAUUCGAACAGCUCAAUGGAACAUUCCAGUCCUGGGAUGUCUCCAUGGAAGUAUUGGCAGACUUGCUGAGCUUGGUUCCGGGGACAGCAUUUUGUGUGAUUGAUGGGAUUCAUUGGCUGGACAGUCAGAGAGCGGACAAAUAUCUGCGGGCUUUCGUCGAAGUACUCAGGAACUCAACGAUGAAGAUCAUGUUCACAACUUCGGGCCGUUCUGGAUGUCUUCUGGAGGAGAUUCCCGUAUCGGAGACAAUCCAAGUCAUGAGAAUGCCUGCCAUUGGGACUCAAAGUCUCACAGAACACUUGAUUCUCGAGCAAUUUAGAAAGAGAAGGGAUCUAUAG